This is a messenger RNA of Ylistrum balloti, 723 nucleotides long. RefSeq lists its product as uncharacterized. The transcript is spliced from 4 exons. The record is from RefSeq and is a predicted model, not a curated record. Lineage: Eukaryota; Metazoa; Mollusca; Bivalvia; Pectinida; Pectinidae. The coding region runs from base 1 to 723 and encodes 240 amino acids.
AUGGCGGAACUCAGGAACUGGAUAGUGAUGUGUCCAGAACUGGCCAAACGGCACCGAUUUAUAACGAGGAGCAACAGAGACUCAUUAAAAUUGACCUCCUACAGACGAAAUCCAGGAACGAGUGUCGUUAUAUCCUGUAUAGCCCCGGAAACACACCGACUGAAUGGCGACGCUUUUGUCACAUGUCUUCAUAACGGACGCUGGAACAAGCCUAUACCUCGCUGUAUCCAUGGUAACGACUGGGGAACUGAAGGACGGUCCUCGGCUAACGAUCUCACUAUUGCAGGUCCGAAAUCACAAAAUGCCGUGUCAUUUGGGAGUAUUUCGCAGGCAGAUGCUCUGCCCUACGUCAUCACAGUUUCCGUUCUAGCCUUAAUGUUCAUCGCACUCAUCGCUGCUAUCGUCUACUUGGCGUAUCUCCGGCGACGACUAGAGACGUCCAUUAAAGAGGCCGAGGCUCGACCUGCGCGUGUCAGAACUGUAGGAAGUAUGACGUCAUUACCAACAACGUCAUCAACAGCCUACGACUUUUCCAUGAAUGUAGAUGGCGCUGCUUACGUUUCAUCUUCCGGAACCAGUUCUCCGACAUAUGGCCCGGAUUUAGAGUACCCUCCCUGGAAUACAUAUCCCCGACUACACCAGUCCCGGUUAAAGUUAGAAACAGAGAGCACAAGUGGAUCAGUACGUUACACAACCGUCUCCGACUACCUCGUGUAUAAAUAA